AUGUAUGGCCAUUGGACUAACAACUGUGUGCGUUUCAGGGAUAUGAUCGAAAAGGCGAUUACUGAUGGUCGCCUUGCUUUCGAGGAAAAGGACAUGAAAGUGGAUACAGAUCUAUUUGCUGUUCAUACUGGUUAUGUGGAACUAGUAUCAAUGGCCAUCAACAUGGUCGAAGUCAAUGUCGAAGACGAUGACAAUAUUGAGCCCAUUUCAGAUGAGAAACUCGAAGAAUUGAUGGACGACUUUGCCAAAGAGGAGGAACCUAUCUACCCAAAAGAAGGAGAUAGUUUGGUUGAGUUUCUGUCGAAGAAGAAAGAGGCUGAUAAGAAGGUUAUGUUGUGUCCCCGAUGUAGUGUUGUCUUUGACAGAGCUGCGGCUAAGGCUUUCGAGGAGUCAUAA
Cajanus cajan (pigeon pea) is the source of this 396-nucleotide messenger RNA. RefSeq lists its product as uncharacterized. The record is from RefSeq and is a predicted model, not a curated record. Lineage: Eukaryota; Viridiplantae; Streptophyta; Magnoliopsida; Fabales; Fabaceae.